ACUCACUUUACGGAGAGAAUUCGGUUCGAUCGGUCGCGUUGGUGGUGCGCUUCUUUUAUUAGAUGAAUAGUGCGAAUAAUUGGCUUUUUCGUUUCAAUUGUCCAUCGUACAUUUUCCAAGUGCUUUAUAUCUUCAUAUUGGCUGCAUGAAUUGUUUGUGGCUUCGUGCUGGGCGUGAAAUACGAUGUAAAAUUUGACGGGGAUUGGUGAAAUAUCAACGCAAAUAUGGUGUUCUAUGUUUGUUAUUGUUUUUGUUCUCACACAGGAAGCUAUUUUGGUAUGAGGGGUUGAAUAACCAAAUUGUUCGAUUCAGAGUUGUGUUUUUGGGUGGUGCAAAUUCCGAUGGCUGCUAAGAUGAGUUUUGGGAUUGGUUCUUUGCCUACUACAAUUGUAGGUACGUUUCGUUUGCCCGUGCAUAUGGUUCUCUAGAAAAUGCGAUGCAUGAAUGAAGAAUAGGUAGGAGAAGUGCCCUAGAAAUUUUUUCCCUCCGACCAUAACGUUUGCGUGGAAAAUUUAUGGAGUGAAAAUAGAUGAUUGUCGUGCUAUGGCUUAGUUUAACAGUGCCGACCCAAAAUAUAAGGAAAGUGGAUAUUUAUCAAGCCCUGUGUAUGUGGCUGGAGCAAAUAGUGGAGCAGAAUGACACGAAGCGUUGAUCCCACUACCCUCACGAAGCAAGAAUAAUUGUGUUGUGCAAAGUUUCGUGAAGAAAAACGUCUUCUACCUUAACUGUCUGCCUGAAAAAUUAUGGUGCGGGUAAAAAAAUAAAUAAAAGUGAAGAAGAGGCUCGAGUGAAAAUAAAAUGCUAAUUGGUGUUACUUGUGCAGCUGGAGAAGAAGCAAAAAUAAUAAUAUACGUAUGUGCGAAAUCGACAACUACGCAGACCAAAUCAACGAAGGUGCAAUAGCAGAAAUCUACACGAAGUUGAUCGAUUAAGUCUUUGGUAUAGAGAAAUGGAAUGGUAUAGUUGGAGCAGUGUGCCAAUUAGCAGAUGAUAGCCGGCCUAGAUCACUAUCCUCCAGUUUCAACUAAUGACAACUGUCGCUGUCAACUCAUUUAUUCGGCUGGAGAUCGAGGUACUGUUCGGUUUCGAUUUCGACUGCUACAUCUGAUGCGGAAUUAAGGAAGCGUGACCAUCUGUUGCAAUUAUUGAUGAGUAAUAGUGUGCUGCUGCGCGAACGCCGUUUCAGCUGAGAAGACAUCCAUCAAGGACGAUAGGCACGAACGCUUCAUCAGGAUGGCAUCGUUGAAAGUGGCGGUACGAGUGCGACCCUUCAAUCAAAGAGAAAAUGAACUCGGCUCCAAGCUCAUCGUCCAGAUGGACGGCAAGCGGACCCGGCUGCUCAAACCGAAACUCACCGGGCCGGGAGCGGUUCGCGGUGAGCUGCUGGCUGCCCGGGGCGGUGGUCCGGAACCGUUCAACGAUUUUACCUUUGACCACUCGUACUGGUCGGUGGACGAAGGCGACCCGCACUUCACCCCGCAGGAAAGCGUUUUCGAGGAUCUGGGCACGGAGAUCGUGGACUGCGCGUUUCAAGGUUAUAAUGCGUGCGUGUUCGCAUACGGCCAAACCGGAAGCGGCAAAACGUUCACCAUGAUGGGCACAGCAGAAGCUCAAGGUCUUAUUCCGCGAAUUUGUCGGUCACUGUUCGGUCGGAUGAAACUGGGCCAGGAGGAGGGCGUCGGCUACAAAACGCAAUGUUCGUACCUGGAGAUCUACAACGAAAGAGUCAAAGAUCUGCUUGGACCCAGUGGAGCCGGGCAUGGGCUGAGGGUGCGUGAGCAUCGCACUUUGGGUCCGUACGUGGAGAAUCUGUCACAGCAUCCGGUGUCGGAUUAUGGUGAGAUCCAGAACUGCAUGGUGCAGGGAAAUAUCCAGCGAACCACGGCGAGCACCAAUAUGAAUGACACGAGCAGUCGGAGUCAUGCGAUUUUCACAAUUACCUUCGUCCAGGCCCGGUACCUGAAUGACAUGCCAAGUGAAACGGUCUCAAAGAUACAUCUUGUGGAUUUGGCUGGAAGCGAACGAGCGAAUGCAACCGGUGCCACCGGGCAGCGUUUGAAGGAAGGAGCACAUAUCAACAAAUCUCUGGUAACACUUGGCAGUGUUAUUUCGGCGCUAGCUGAACAGACCAACCCCACACACAACAAAAGAAUUCUUUAUAUUCCGUAUCGGGACUCGAUUUUGACGUGGUUACUGAAAGACAGCCUUGGCGGAAAUAGCAAAACCAUUAUGAUAGCAGCUAUUUCACCGGCAGAUGUAAAUUAUAGUGAAACGUUGAGCACAUUGAGAUACGCUAAUCGAGCGAAGAACAUCAUCAAUAAGCCGACGGUCAACGAGGAUCCGAACGUAAAACUGAUCCGAGAGUUGCGCGAGGAGAUCUUCAAGCUCAAAAUGAUGCUCUCGACGGACGGAUCCGCAUUAGAACCGUCGCUCAAAGUUUUGGAAGACUUGCACAAGAAAGAAGCCCAGGAGAAGGUUCUGACCGAGGAAUGGACCGAAAAGUGGCGAGAAGCUCAAUCUAUUUUGCGGGAGCAAAAAUCUCUCGGCUUGAGGAAAUCCGGUGUCGGUGUUGUUCUGGAUUCGGAGAUGCCUCACCUUAUUGGAAUCCACGACGAUAUCAGCACCGGGGUCACUCUGUACAGCUUAAAGGAAGGCGAAACCACAAUCGGAACAGCUGAAGCCCCCUACCCGCAAGACAUCGUCCUCAACGGUAUAGGCAUCCAUCCGGAGCACUGUCGAAUUGUUCUCGACAACGGAAACGCAACAAUAUGCCCGAAUCCAUCUGCCACUUGUCUUCUUAACGCUAACAUCAUCGAGAACCCCACGGGUAUCAGCCAAGGGGACAUCCUCCUGCUCGGUCGAACCAACAUGUUCCGGUUCAACAACCCAGCUGAGGCGGCCAAAAUGCGUCAGGACAACAACCACGUGCAACGUUCCUCCCGUCUGGACCUGUCACGGCUUUCCCUGAUAGCAGCAUCUCGCGAGAAUCUCUGCAGCAGUUUUCUGAGUGACGAUGACAACGCCGCACUUACCUCGCCUCAAAAUCCGCUUCGCUUCCGACAGUACACCCCUAGCCGGGAGGACACGGAACUCCAGGAAGAACAUCGAAAAAUAUUGCAAACCAUCGAAAACGCUCUCAAGCAGCUGAACUUGGAGCGGACGCGAAUGCACGAACAGUUCAAAAGUAAGAUCAAGCUCUGCCGGGAGGAGCUGGAGCGGUUGGAAAGUGCCAAGCGGGAUAAGCUGAUGAUUCUGGACUGUCGGAUAGAUGAGCUGAUGGCGCGCCGGGAGAUGAUACUGUGGGAAAAGAACAACGAGAAGACUCAGGUGGACAUUUUAGUUAGACAGCUAUCGGCCCUACAAACGCAGCUAGACACCAAGAAGCGUGAUUUCUACGAGUACGUCGCCAAAGAGCUCCAGGAGCUGCAAGAUUGUGGCAAGCUGGACGAGGCUAGUAUAGAACUAAUUCAGAAGGCACCUCAGACGGAAGACUACUCGGAAAUUCUGUUACUGAUUUCCAAGUCAUUGGACAACUAUUCCGCACAAUACAUCCGAGAAUACAUUCGGAGGAAUCGGGAAGAGCUGGACAAGUACGAACGGGAGCUGGGUGAGAAAGAAUCUCAGUUGGAACAGAGUACGCGGAAGAUCGCCGAUCUGGACCAGAAGAUAGAUGAACUGGAACGGCAAAAUCAGGAACUUUUGCAGCAGCGAACCCAGUUGGAGAUGGAGGAAAUGCAGAAAAAGAAACAGUCUAUGACCCUGGAUUUAACGCGAUCUACAGAUGCCAAUACACGAACGGAUUCCAACGCCAGUGACGGAUCGGAUGAACUGGCCCAUCGAAUGGUUGCAAGCACCGCAACAACUCACACUCUGGAAACUUGUGAUACAUUCCAUACGGCCAAUUCGGACUGCUCCUUCGUUUCGGCUCUGAACACUCCCGCGAUGGAGGCGCUGAACCAAUUGGUUCCAACGCCCAGUUCAACGGAGGAAACGGAAUCCGGAGCGGACCACGAGUCGGACUACUACGAGGAAGCGGGGCACGUACAAGGCAUGAGCGAUAGUGGCGUUAGUUUCGAAACGAACAAAAUCGGGGAAGGGGGUCAGCUGACCACAGGCGGGAAACUACUGUUCCAAUCGGACGAUCAUUGUCUGCUGUUGACGACUUCGACGCCAAACUCGAAGUUCAUCAACAAGACGCUGAUUGUGAAUGGAGGGGGCAGCAUCGAGAUCAGCGGUGCGGAAGUGGUGCGCGCAACCACGAGUGACGAAUCGGAUGAGAAUUCUGAUCAUGGGAAGGGUGGAAAUCGAAGCCGAAGCAAUAAAAACAGUGUGCGGACGGAGAUUUUUGACGUCCGGCAUGGUGUUCAUCCGCUGCGCGUCAGCAGUCGGAGUGGAGAGGAAGAGGAGGGUGAUGACGAGGAAGAUGAGAGGCAUUCACAUGCAAGCUCGCUGGAUAACAGUUCGAUAACAUCGUCGACGGCAAACUUGAUCCUUUGUGAGAUGAAUCUGCUCAGGGAGAGUAUAGCUACAAAGAAGGCGGAGAUUAUGAAAAUUUUGGAGACAAAUGGCGACAAGUCACAUUUGGACGGAAAGAUCAACGAGCUGCAGGAUCUUCAGAAGAGGAUAGUGCAACUGGAGAUCAAGGUUCAGGAUGUAGAGAAGGGCUGCCAGUCGGACGAGGGCGGACUGGAUUCGGUUCGCGAGCUUCCGGGAAGCUUUACCGAUAGUGACGACAGCCGCAUAAACUCGUGUAUUUAUCCGGACUAUCUGAGGCAUCGGGCUCAGAACGGUAUUUACACGCCAAGUGUGACGCGAUCGCUGCCAUCGUUUGAAAGCGCGUCAGUCGAUAGGAUGCGUUCUGAGCAUUUAAUCAAUAUUCCAACGUACAUCAUUCGAGGAGCUGGUAAGCAAACCCACUACGAGUAUGAAGUUAAGUUGAAUCUGCCAGACGACCGGUGGACGCUACUCAGGAGGUACAGCAGGUUUCGAGAAUUACAUCUCAAGAUGAAGAAAGUGUACGGUGAGAAGGUAACCAACAUACCAUUUCCCAGGCGGGAGCUGUUCGCGUCGAACACGGAAUCGGUGGCAAAAGCCCGUCGGCGCCAGUUGGAGACCUAUUUGCGGCGGUUGUUGGUCGUAUGCUCGAAGAUCCCACAUAGCCCCAUCUACGAAGGUGAGGGACGACCCGGCCUAACCAAGGCCACGCUGAUCGAGCUGCAUGCGGGCUUCUUCAAAAAAGGCCUAUUCGAGACGGGCAAACAUGGAACCGGUUAGAACUGGCGGUUGUUGGUUCGAGAAGGGCGUUUGACUUCCCAUUAUUGUUUGCUUAGACUUUAUUUUCUUUUGAGAAUUGAUUAUGGGAAGCAAACAAAGAAUUGUAAGGCUGAUUUUUGUAGAUAGACGAGUGAUUCGUCAAGAUAUAGGUUUAUAAGAAGCUGUUACUCUCCCAAGAAGUUUGUUUCCAGAUUUUAUUUAUUAUGAAUGACAAAAGCAGUUUUGUUGGGUUUUAGAAGUAGUUUAAGAAUAAGACAGAGUAAUGGUAAAGGACACUGAACUAGAAGCAACAGCAGAAAUACCGACAAUAAACCUUACGAUUUGAGGAAAAGGCAGGAUCCUUGUGCACUACAACAAUGGAAAUUGAAUUCCCAAAGUACAAUCUCUUGUUCAAUUCUCAAUUGGAUUUUGUAUUGACAGAGAUUGCCAUCCCGUUGAAUUCAGUGAAAUUAUGGACUCUUUUGUAACGAAAUUUGAAAAAAUGGCUUAAUCCAGUUUUGAUCAGAAUUCAAAACCGUGAAUCCAAGUCUAAGCGAUCAAUUAGAAAAAGAAAUAUAUAUUUAUGACCCGUAAUUAAAUUUUUUCAUAUACCUUCUACAUACGUUUGAGUAUUGACUAGUUGUUAGUUAUCAUCGUCAUGAUGCUUUGCUCUUAUCACAAUUGCCUUGACCCCUAUCAAUUAGACAGACAUAUUUGAAUGAUUUUGCCUGAUUCAUCGAUAUAUCCAUACUUAGAACUUAGCUGUGAUUUUCCAUUUGACUUCUGUGUCUUGUGAUGGUCCUAAAAUCUUGUUUAAGUAAAAUGAAUGACAACCGCAGAAGAGCAGAUUGCCAGAGAUUGAAAAGCUCAUGAAAAAGACCUGAAAUUGUAGUAAAAUAUAAUAGUUUCGGAUUAAGUUUUUGAAAAUGAAUUGUAACACAUAACGUAUUAAAAAAAUAUUUUCAAACAUCAUUUUUAAUCGAGAAAAAAAUAAAUAAAAAUGAUAACCAGAGCUUGUUCGCAGUUAAGCUUAGUCAUCAAAAAAUGUAAGAUCUAGGUCGUACGUACAUGUUAAUAAGCGUUGAUAUUUGCAUGUGACAUCAUCAAAUACCUGCAAUCUGGAUACUUAUUUAACGAAAUUGACAGGAAAUCAACCAUUAUAAUAAGGAGAAACAAAUUGUCGUCUUGUAUAGCAUCCCUUCAGAAGUUAGUUAGAAAACAUGAAAACAAAGUAGUAGGAAAUACAUACGUGGCAAUAUAGAAAAUUUGAUGUUGAAAUCAAAUAAUAGAAGUGGGUAAUAAACAGAUAUGAAAAAACUGAGCGUUUCCGAUGUCGAUUCUUGGUUUACACAUUCAUUAUAUAAAUUUGGUUUUUCAAAUACAAAUAAAAAAUGAA
Armigeres subalbatus is the source of this 6649-nucleotide messenger RNA. RefSeq names its product kinesin-like protein Klp98A (gene Klp98A). The transcript has 9 exons. Gene Ontology annotation, biological process: microtubule-based movement. NCBI's taxonomy places the organism in Eukaryota, Metazoa, Arthropoda, Insecta, Diptera, Culicidae. Bases 1234 to 5274 code for a protein of 1346 amino acids. Gene Ontology annotation, molecular function: microtubule binding; phosphatidylinositol binding; microtubule motor activity. The record is from RefSeq and is a predicted model, not a curated record.